AUGUUGUUUGUUUUGAUGUUGCAGGAGAGAAAAAAACAGCCGGGCGGACUUCCCGCUAGCGAGCCCCCUUCUUCCCGCUCGUCCAUCAACCAUCAACAUCAUCACUAUAUCAUCAUCAACCACCAGAACUUCGACUGCUCGACUUCCACCAACCGCACUCACCACGUCCGAACUCGCGCUCUCCAAUGGCGUCGAUUCCGCCGUAAGAGGACGAGGUUCGACGCGCUUGACAUCGCCCGGGGCGGCGAGUCUCUCUUCAGCUAUACUCUCCCGUCGUUCUCGCUCGCGUCUGGGUCUUCUAUCGCGCUCACGAUGGAGCAGUACGACCUCUCCGACACGUCGUCAGAGCUGAGCUCGAUCCCGUCGACGCCUCUCUCAGAUGACUGCCUCUGCCCCCCUUCUCUGGCGUCUCAGGGCUUCCACUCCGUGGCGGUGCCGGCGCGCACUGCAGAUAUGACAGAGUCCGCGCCCGUACGCAAAAGGCGAAAGAUAGAGCCGAAGCCCAGGAUUACCAGAUACCUCGACCUGACGGAGCCUGACAGACAGGUGCGCCCGGAGCAGGAAGAGCAGCUGCAGUCGCUGCUGAGGACGCUUCGUGGGCACCGCAAGAUCGUGGUGGUGGCGGGUGCUGGAAUAUCAGUCUCUGCUGGAAUACCUGAUUUUCGAUCCUCUCAUGGCCUGUUUUCUACGCUCAAAAAGGACCACAAGCUUAGGGCUUCUGGGAAACAGUUGUUCGACGCCUCGGUGGUUUACCAGGAUGAAUCGAUGAUUUCUUCUUUCCACGAUAUGGUCCGCAACCUCUCCGAUAUGUCUGCCAGCGCGAAGCCAACUGCGUUUCAUCACCUACUGGCUCGUCUGGCAGCGGAGAAGCGUUUAUUACGUUUGUAUACCCAGAAUGUAGAUGGCAUCGAGUCUUCUCUUCCUCCGUUGGAGACGAGCGUGCCACUAGAGGUGAAGGGGCCCUGGCCCAAGACCAUCCAGCUACACGGCGGUUUAAACAAGAUGGUGUGUCAAAAGUGCAACAAGACUUCGGAUUUUCAGUCAGAGCUGUUUCGCGGCCCUGACCCACCGCUCUGUGGAGCCUGUGAGGAGAUUGAAGAAGCAAGGACUGUUGGAGGCCAGAGAAGCCGUGGUAUUGGGAAAUUACGACCGCGAAUGGUGCUCUACAAUGAGCACAACCCAGAUGAAGAGGCGAUAGGCUCCGUGGUUAGUUCUGAUCUACGCGCCAGGCCUGAUGCACUCGUGGUGGUUGGCACCAGUUUAAAGAUCCCUGGCGUACGACGCAUCGUCAAGGAGAUGUGCCGUGUCGUCAGAGGCAGGAGGAAUGGAACCACGAUCUGGAUCAACCACGACUCUCUCCCUUCUGGCAAGGAGUUUGAAGACUGCUGGGACCUGGCCAUCAAGGGCGACUGCGACAACGUUGCACACCACGCCGGCCUGAAGAGGUGGGACGACAACAGCGACGAGAUCUUCGAUGAAUGCACUUCCGAGGAAGUUGAGCGUAUCAAGUCAGAGGUCGACGUAUCCGUCGUCAUCACGCCGAAGAAGCCGACCCAACAGCCUCUCCAGUUCCCUGACUGCAUGCCCACGCCGUCGUCCAGCUCUGAAGACUCGGUCAACGCGAACAAGAGAUCGCAGAGCCCAACGCCGUGCGCCCCCGCCGUCACCAAACAGAAACGCCCCAGGACCAAGAUUGUCAAAGCGGCCAGGAAGCCAGCUAACAACAAGCCUAAGGCGAAGAAGACCAAGGCAGGAGACGUCGCUGCCAACACUAUCCCGAUUAAUAAGGCGUUCCCAAGUAGAAAGGCCACUUCCAACGAGUCUAGAGCGGGAAAGGGCCUACACGGCAAACUCGACGAAGUCCUCAACCCGAUACACCCUGAGUCUGCUCGAAGCAACGGCCCAGCGGCCCCGGAAACCAAGGAGAGCGUCGUCCAUACCUAG
Messenger RNA from Arthroderma uncinatum, 1944 nucleotides. Its product is annotated as Sir2 family histone deacetylase Hst4. NCBI's taxonomy places the organism in Eukaryota, Fungi, Ascomycota, Eurotiomycetes, Onygenales, Arthrodermataceae. The coding region runs from base 1 to 1944 and encodes 647 amino acids. The transcript is spliced from 2 exons. Gene Ontology annotation, molecular function: NAD+ binding; histone deacetylase activity, NAD-dependent. Gene Ontology annotation, biological process: replication-born double-strand break repair via sister chromatid exchange; negative regulation of transcription by RNA polymerase II; regulation of DNA repair. The record is from RefSeq and is a predicted model, not a curated record. Gene Ontology annotation, cellular component: mating-type region heterochromatin.